Messenger RNA from Talaromyces rugulosus, 1083 nucleotides. RefSeq lists its product as uncharacterized. NCBI's taxonomy places the organism in Eukaryota, Fungi, Ascomycota, Eurotiomycetes, Eurotiales, Trichocomaceae. The transcript has 2 exons. Gene Ontology annotation, cellular component: nucleus; cytoplasm. The record is from RefSeq and is a predicted model, not a curated record. Bases 1 to 1083 code for a protein of 360 amino acids.
AUGGCUACUGAGACUGCUUCAAAGAAACUAAAGACCUCGGGGCCGCUCAUCGGUACUCACAAUGGGCACUUUCAUGCCGACGAAGCUCUCGCCGUGUACCUCCUCCGUCUACUGCCCGAAUACGAUGCCUCUCCUCUGGUGCGCACACGAGACCCAGCGCGCCUGAGCGAAUGCCACACGGUCGUUGACGUGGGCGGCGAAUACGAACCGGCAAACAACCGCUACGACCACCACCAGCGGACGUUUGCUACGACGUUCCCCAACCACAACACCAAGUUGUCGUCUGCUGGCCUAGUGUAUAUGCACUUUGGCCGAGCCAUCAUCGCGCAGCACACCUCCCUGCCGCUGGACCACCCGGACGUGGAUCUGCUGUACGAAAAGCUCUACUCGGAUUUCGUCGAAGCGCUGGACGCGCAUGACAACGGCAUCAGUGUCUACGAACAGACUGCUCUGAACAACUCUGGCCUCGAAAAGCGAUUCAAGAAUGGCGGCGUCAACCUGGGCUCUCUGGUGGGAGAUCUGAACCACGCCGACCCCACCAGCAGUGAGCCGCAGGACGAAGAUAGCUUGUUUGGCCGCGCCAGCACGUUUAUCGGCGACGCAUUCCUGCGCAAACUCCGGAUUGCGGCGGCUUCAUGGCUGCCUGCACGUGCGACUGUCGAAUCUGCCUACCAGAGCCGCCAGACUGUGCAUCCGUCUGGCCGUAUCAUUGUGCUUCCCCAGGGCGGAGUGCCGUGGAAGGAGCAUCUAUACAACUUCGAGCAGGCAGCUGACGGUACGACUCCAGAAAGCAAUCAGGUGUACUAUGUGCUCUACCCAGAGAACGGCGCCCCCGACGCGAAAUGGCGUGUGCAGUGUGUGUCCGAGAACGAAAGUAGUUUCGUCUCGCGGAAGCCAUUGCCAGAGGCAUGGAGGGGAGUGCGCGAUCAGGAUCUUGACGGCGUUCUGGCAGCUGAUGCAGAAAAGGCUGGCAAGGACAAGAUCCCCCCCGGCGCGAUUUUCACGCAUGCCAGCGGAUUUAUCGGUGGACACCAGACCAGGGAGGGGGCGUUGGCCAUGGCGGUUCGCAGCUUGGAUAAUUAA